Hemibagrus wyckioides is the source of this 2325-nucleotide messenger RNA. It is a transcript of the gene pex11b, whose product is annotated as peroxisomal biogenesis factor 11 beta. The record is from RefSeq and is a predicted model, not a curated record. Gene Ontology annotation, cellular component: peroxisomal membrane. Lineage: Eukaryota; Metazoa; Chordata; Actinopteri; Siluriformes; Bagridae. Gene Ontology annotation, biological process: peroxisome fission; regulation of peroxisome size. Bases 200 to 958 code for a protein of 252 amino acids. The transcript has 4 exons.
CCCCUGCGCUCGCCGUAAUCCGGAAGUCAAUGCGCAACAAAACCAGGUUGUUUACUGUAUAAUCAUUGGAAUAUCAGCCGACUGCACGGAUGAAUUAGGAGUUUAAAUGUUUUAUUAUCUUUAAACGUUCCUUGUUUGAGUUUGAAGUCUGAAAAUCCGCGCACUUUAGCGAGUUUCGGUGAGUUAAGAGGCAGAGUUGAUGGAGACGUGGGUGAGAUUCAGCGCUCAGAGUCAGGCUAAAGAGCGAGUGUUCAGGGCUGCACAGUAUGCCUGCACACUGCUCGGAUACACGCUGCAGAAAGGAGGAGCUGCAGCUCAACUUUUAACAACCAUCAAGCAGCUGGAAGCUCAUCUGAGUCUCAGCAGGAAACUGAUGCGGUUGGGAAACUCAGCCGAGUCUCUAGAAGCGGCCAAGCGAGCGGUUCAUCUCUCCGACUGCGUGCUGCGGCUCUGCAUCACCGUCUCCCACUUAAACAGAGCCAUGUACUUCGCCUGCGACAACCUGCUGUGGGCCGGAAAGACGGGGCUGCUGCCUCGACUCGACCAGGACAAGUGGAGUCAGAGGUCAUUCAGAUAUUACUUGUUUGCGCUCAUCUUGAACCUGACCCGUGACAUGUAUGAGAUCUACGGUCUGAUGGAGCGCGAGCGGCGCAACACUUCGGCCAAAGCUCAUCUCUCGGGCGCUGUAGAGAACGGCCAGUCCCCCUCUGCCCCGUCCUCCUGCACGUCCGUAUGCACAGCCAGGCUUCAGCAGCAGCUGCGUCUCCUCACUGCCGUCCUCCGCAGCAACCCUCCGCUCCUGCUGGACACGCUCAAGAACCUGUGCGAUGUCUUCAUCCCGCUGGACAAACUGGGCCUCUAUCAAACCGGCCCGGGGUUCGUAGGGGCCUGUGGUCUCACCUCAUCCGUUCUGUCCAUCCUCACCGUCCUCUACCCCUGGCUCAAACUCAAACCCUAAACCAACCUGUCGCGUCACGUCCUGAUCCAGCGCCGAGUCUGAACUGAGCUGCUGUGGGAAACAAACAGAUUGACCAAUCACCUCAGAGUCUACUGAUGAUGCAACAACUAACUGUGAGGGGAGAUGGAGCGCAAAAUGAGAAGCGUGUGUGUGUGUGUGUGUGUGUGUGUGUGUUUGCAUUUGCUAUACUAUGACUUAAGCAUGAACUGAAACUGAUAGAAUUACAAGGUUAACACUUAUAAAAAAGAAGCGUUCACGUCUUGACACGUCACAUAAUUCCUAAACAUCCCGUAUUAUUUUCUAUAAAUACCACACCGUUGAAUUCUCCAUUCUGAUUGGUCAGAAGGCUGUGAUUACCGUCCACUGUAACAGUUCUAAUACGUUAUUGUUGCUAUAGUAACAGCAUACACAUGGACUCGUCAAUGUAAACGGAUUUGGAAACAAUACAUUUUUUGGAAAUCUUGGAAGUUUUCCAUCACAGAUUAUUAUUAUUAUUAUUAUUAUUAUUAUUAUUUGUGGUAAAGUGGUGUGUAAGUGUGUCAGGAUGGUAAGAGUAACUCCGCUGCAUCACUGAUUAUUUUCUUACAACGCAUUCCUACACUGACCACAGAGUAAAUUAGUGCUGGUUUUUUUUAAAUCAGAAAGAUGUUGCUGGGUUUGGUCAGUGUCUCUACAUCAUCGGUUAUCUGUGUAUGAUCUCUAAAUCCUAAAAGCCAGAACACACGGUGUAUUAGUUCACGUCUGAGGAGACGGUCGGUGUGAGAGUGACCGAUUCAGUUGUGUAAAAAUAAAUAAAUCAUGAUUACUGUAAACCAGGAUAAAAGGUUUAUAUAGUGAUAUGAGUGUAAUAGGCUUAUGAUGUAUAUUUUGUGUUUGUUUAUUUGCUCGAGGUUCUUGUUUCCCCAAGCUGACAUCUUUUAUACAUAUGUACCACGGAAAGUUCAGUUCCCUAAACAGUUACUAAACCCUUCCCUACACUUAUACAGUGGUGUUAAGUCACUCUACUGAUUUUAUUCUAACACGAACAUACUGUCCGUCUGAAAUAGACGAGGAGACGCACUGAGACUGUACUUUAACCCUGUUUUUUGAUGUGCAACAGGUUACUGAUUCAUUCAUCUUCGAUUCAUCAAUCAGAGCCGACUCCCGAAUCCUAUCCGCUUCGAUGGGGUGCGGCGUUCGGACACGUAAAGCUUUUAUUUUAGUAUGAUGAUAAACAAAAAUAAAUGUUAAUGUAGAUCUGAUCCACUGUAAUGGAAUGUUUUGAGUUUCAUCCUCUGAUGAAAUCUCACAAGCGUCUUAUCGGCUUAUGUUAAAAGGUUUUUAAUCCUGAGUGAAUAACAAAAUAAAGACUUCUCUUGUUAGAGCUA